Messenger RNA from Trichogramma pretiosum, 4700 nucleotides. RefSeq names its product tyrosine-protein kinase Src64B (gene Src64B). Gene Ontology annotation, biological process: protein phosphorylation; cell differentiation; cell surface receptor protein tyrosine kinase signaling pathway. The record is from RefSeq and is a predicted model, not a curated record. Lineage: Eukaryota; Metazoa; Arthropoda; Insecta; Hymenoptera; Trichogrammatidae. Gene Ontology annotation, molecular function: ATP binding; signaling receptor binding; non-membrane spanning protein tyrosine kinase activity. Bases 1231 to 2928 code for a protein of 565 amino acids. The transcript is spliced from 6 exons. Gene Ontology annotation, cellular component: extrinsic component of cytoplasmic side of plasma membrane.
CCGCCACAGCCUGUCGCAGUGUAAGUCAACGACUCGUGAGCUAUAAAGUUCGCAUUCGCGGCACAUAGACUCGGCGUGGAUUAUAUACAUAUAUACAUACGAUAUAAACAUCAUAUUGUUAUUAUUAUCAUUAUAAGCUGGUGCGCGAGUGAGGCCAAAGCGCCUGUAAGUAGCGCCUCCACCGUCCGUGAAUACAGUUUCUCUCCAAUAGCUUAAAGUAGUCGCAGAUACCUUCCUCGCUCGUUUUACAUGCGGAUUGUGCGGUGUGACAGAGCAGAGCAGCAAAGCAGAGCAAAGCAGAGAAAGAGAGAGAACAGGCGGCCCGGAGUUGACGCUCUCUCGAGUCUCCCUCGCAUACGCAGCAUAGCUGCCGGAUUUGUUUGAUCGUUUCAUCCUAGGUGCGCUAUUGCUGCACCUAGUGCACUGUCUGUCCUGCAAUCGAGUGCAUGUGUAAAAGUCUAUGUGUCUCGGUGACUGUGCGUGCGCGCGCGUGUGUAUGUGUGUGCAGCAAAGAACUGCGAGCUUUUCAAAUAGUCGAGCUGGCUCGAUGAAGUCUCUCUAUUCCUCCAGUUAUACGCUUGGAAAGGCGUAGUCUUGUCCGACAAGUCCUCGGACUGCGAGGACUCGCAUCUGCAGAGCGCGCGCGACUGCACUGCGGUGUCAUUGUUCGUCUUCGUCGUCGUCUUCGUCGUCGUCGCGUGCGGCUCGAGAGUUGAGCCUUCCAGUGUGUAAAUAUGUAGAUACAUGUGUGUAGGUGUCUGUGCACAUAUUUAUACACGUAUAUAUCCUCUCGGUUUUUCUCGAGAGCAAUGUGUCCGGUGCUUUUCUCUGUGCAAAUGAUUAUGCGUGUAUGUGCGAUCAGUGCCGUUAGCACGGAAGACGAGCAGUAGCACGCGUGUAGCAUUAUAUCGAACGAAAGAAAACAAGAAACGAGCUCGGGAUCUGCUAACUCGAAUCCGAGAGAGAGACACCCGCGACAGGCCAACGACUUCUCAACUGGAGGUACUCGGUAGCUCUGCUGUGACUAGCAACUUCGCCACCUCGGUACAGAGAAAGAGAUAGAGGAUAAACGAGAUGGAGACUCGUCUGUCGCAGUCGUGAGCUGAAAACUUCCUCAGCUGCUGUGUGUACAUCCGCGCUUCCGAAGGAAGCGGAGCGCGAAGAUUAUCGGAGGCGAGUCGCAGUCGUAACAAAGACCGACGCAAACCUAUUCUACGACCAAUUCUCAUCAUGGGCAAGUGCUGCAGCAAGCGGCCCGAGCCGCAACCCAUCGGUAAGGCGACAACCGAUUUUUACUUUUACCGCCCAGGUUACAAAAAAGCCGAGGUCGGUCUGAAUUCGAAGCACAGUAACGGGGGUUCGCUCGACCGCUACACAGCCGAUCCGAAUCAGCGUGGAGGACAGGCCCGAGCGGACAUUAUCCGGCCUAGACCGACGCCCUGUAAGCAGCUGCAUCUGCCGACGUUACCUUUGGCUGCCGCCACUGCCCUGCACGCCCGUAAAAACGCCUCGCCUGCCGUUGUUCGUCCCAAUGCAUCGCACGGCCAACGGAUCAACAAGGUCGUGGUGGCCAUGUACAACUACACGGCGCGCGAGAGCACGGACGUGAGCUUCGUGAAGGGCGACCGCAUGGAGGUGCUCGACGACUCGGAGCACGACUGGUGGCGGGUGCUGCAUCUCACGACCGGCGAGGAGGGCCUCAUACCGUUCAACUUCGUCGCGGUCGAGCGCUCGGUCGAGAGCGAGGACUGGUUCUUCGAGAACGUCUCGCGCAAGGAGGCCGGCAAGCUGCUGCUCGUCGACGAGAACCCGCGCGGCACCUUCCUCGUGCGCCCCAGCGAGCACAAUCCGCGCGGCUACAGCCUCUCGGUCAAGGACUGGGAGGAGGGUCGCGGCCAUCACGUCAAGCAUUACAAGAUCAAGCCCCUCGACAACGGUGGCUUCUUCAUCGCUACGAAUCAGACCUUUCCCACGCUUCAGGCCCUCGUUUUGGCUUACAGCAAAAACGCCUUGGGCUUGUGCCAUGUGCUGUCCAAGCCGUGCCCGAAGCCACAGCCCGAGAUGUGGGAUUUGGGACCGGAGUUGCGCGACAAGUGGGAGAUCAAUCGCAACGAGAUCCAGCUCAUCCGCAAACUCGGCCACGGCAACUUCGGCGAGGUGUACUACGGCAAGUGGCGCAACAAGAUCGAGGUCGCCGUCAAGACGCUGAGACCCGGCACCAUGUCCUCGGAGGCCUUCCUGCAGGAGGCCACGAUCAUGAAGCAGUUCCGUCACCGGCAUCUAGUCGCUCUCUACGCCGUCUGCUCGAAGCAGGAGCCGAUCUACAUCGUCCAGGAGUACAUGUGCAACGGCAGUCUGCUGGACUUUUUGCGCACCGGCGACGGCAAGUACAUGCAAUUCGAGGAUCUCAUCUACAUUGCGGCUCAGGUGGCUUCGGGCAUGGAGCAUCUCGAGAGCAAACUGCUCAUUCACCGAGAUCUGGCGGCUCGCAACGUACUCAUCGGCGAGAAGAACAAGGCCAAGAUUUGCGAUUUCGGCUUGGCCCGGGUCAUCGAGGACGACGAGUACUGCCCGAGGCAGGGUAGCAGGUUCCCCGUUAAAUGGACCGCGCCCGAGGCCAUCGUUUAUGGCCGAUUCAGCAUCAAGAGCGAUGUCUGGUCUUACGGUAUUUUACUCAUGGAGCUCUUCACGUAUGGACAGGUGCCCUAUCCAGGUAUGCACGGCCGCGAGGUUAUCGAGCAAGUAAACAACGGCUACCGAAUGCCAAAACCAGUGAACCAUCCGCUACCCGACACCAUCUAUCGAUUAAUGCUGCAGUGCUGGGACGCUGUACCGGAGAAAAGGCCGACCUUCGAGUUCCUCAAUCACUACUUCGAAUCGUUCAACGUUACCAGCGAGAUACCGUACCUGGAGCCACCCACGGACUGAUACAUGGCCCAUCACGCGCACGUUGUGCCGCAUCAUCAUUAUCAUCCACACAAUGCUAAUUGUGCCAUGGAAUUUUACGGCAUCUACUGCUGAAUCGGCAGUAGCACCGUCGCCGCCGCCGCUGCUGCUGCUGCUUCCAGGAGCUUGAUGAACGUGAAAGACUCGACGCGUUUUUAGCUCGACGCGCGUAUGCAUGCGCGCAAAAAUCAUAUGCAUACGUGUGUUCGUGCGGUGCUUCGUGUCCGCGUGAGGGCGACACGACAAUUCGACACACAGUGAACAGUGAUCAACGAUCUCCAAAAGACUACCUCGUACCUAUGUAUAAGACUUGCACGCGCCUGUGAUUUGCGGACUCGAACGAUAGCAGUUUGCGCGGGUAAACUGCCUUCGCUUCACUUUUUAUAAAGUUACUAGGCAUAAGGCUGCAAGCGACCGACGAUGAUUUUAAUUAGGUAAUAACUCGAUUCAAGAGACAAUGUAUUAUUUAGCCGCGAUGCUUACUGCGUAUCGACACGGUAAAGUGCUGACCCUUCGAUCGUCGCAUCUGGCACGUUAACGUUUUUCAUGGUGCGCGACUGCAAUUAUACGUUAAAAAUUUGUCUACGAAAAUUCAUACUUGCUGAGUCAGUACGAAUAAUGGUAUUUGAAAGCAUUUGUAGAGUAAAAGUUGAGUAUUCGUUCAUAAUACUCAAAUUUCAAGACUUUUAAAGGGUGUCUAUAUUUACGAUGUAAAACAGCGUUUAAUGAACCAGAUAAUCAUAGAACAUUUGCAAAAAGUCUAUUUUACCAGUGGACAAUCUGCAAUGUAGAGAUAUUGAUGCAAAUUUAUCUAAUCAUAUGUAUAGGAUACGUUUAUCGUUGUGCAUUUUUUAUAAGUCAUUAAUUUAAGAAGUUUUUAUAUGAUUUUUCUUAUUUCGCUGUGAUUCUGUUAAUUCAUUAUUACUUCACAAGACUUUCAUUUACGAAAAAGUUGUAACAAUUUUCUACUUUCUACAUUACGGUUUUUCUUGUUUUAAUUUUUUUGUACAAAAUCUUAAGCGCUUAAGUUUAUUUUGAUAACUUAUGAUGCAUUAGAAUCGUACUUCAGAUUAAAUUAAAAAUAACUAUUUGUCAAUGUACGUAUGACAUACCAUGACAUUGCCAUUGAAAUGAAGACUUAUUCAUUUUGGAGAAGAACGUUGUUACAAUUAUGUAGAAAUCACUGUAAAUGGACACAAGUUACUAAAAAUAUUACAAAAUUACUUACAUAAAUAGUUUAGAAACGUGAAAACUAGAUAUUAUUCGUACAAAACGUUAAAUUUCUUACUCGACUGUAAGAUCGAGAUAACAGGUCCUAUAUUGAAGGUUACUAGCACAAAAAUAUCAUCUUUUUCCAGUUGCGAGCAUUCUAUUUCUUACUCAAACUAAUACGAAGUAUAAAAUCUUUCAAGUUUAGUGUUUCUAUAAAAUCAAUACAAAAUAUUCAAUACGCGCAAUAAUUUUUUGUCAAAGUUAAAAUUACAAGAUUUGUAAAUAAUUUUUAAAAAUCAUAUAACCGUGUCCAAUUAUGAGAAAAAAGAUGUAAAUGUUACUUGAGAAAUGUUGUUGCACUUAUUUUUCAAUUUGGUAAGAAAAGUUAAUACCGUCUAUCUUUUAUAAUCUAAUAAAAUAAAAUUCAUUUGCCUGUCGAAGAAAUAUUUUCAUGGAUAAAAUCAGAUUGUUUAUUUAAUCGUUAUUACUAGAGCGAUGAAUAAUCUGUGUAAUAUAAAAAUUUUCAAUAACUAUGAAAAUUU